AUGAGCAGCCAGUCGUUCCCGGCCGGUGACAAGCCCCUGGUCACUCUUACCCGCCCUUCUCCGACCGUAUGGCAACUUGAGAUACAUCAUGCGCCGGAUAACAGGCUCACUCGUGCGGUUGUCCAAACCGGUCUGAGACCCGCGCUCGACGCCGCGGAGAGCGAGUGGCGAACGGCGCGCAAUGCGGCGUUGAAAGCCAAGGACAAGAGCGCGACGGCCGGUGCGGGUGCUCUGGUCAUUGUUGGAAUGCGCGGGCAGGCCAAGUUCUUCUCCAACGGAUUCGAUUACCAGUCUGUCGUUGCAGACCCGACUUGGUUCACUGACGUCUUCGACCCGUUCCUGGUCCGCCUCUUGACUUUCCCCAUGCCGACGGUGGCCGCAAUCAACGGACACUGCUUUGCCGCUGGACUGAUCACGUCUCUCGCGUGCGACUACCGCGUCAUGACGGACGGCAGCAAGCGUAACGCUUGGUUGUGCAUGAACGAGAUCGACUUUGGCGCGAACUGGCCCUCUUCUUUCGCCGCUAUCGCCCGUCACAAGCUCUCCGCACCAACCAUACGCACUCUCGCCCUCGAGGGACACCGCUUCACACCUUCCGAUGCGCUCAAGGCUGGUAUUCUCGAUGCCGCAGUGCCAGGUGGCACCGAAGCCGUCUUGUCCGCUGCAGUCGCGCUCGCUGAGAGCAAGGCCGGCAAGGCUCGCGCAGGAACGUGGGGCCUGAUUAAGCACGAGCUCUACAGGCCUAUCAUCGAGGUCACGAAGACGGAGUACAGGCCAUGGAACACGCAGAUCGACGAGGCUGCUGCGAGGGCAAGAUUGGCGAAACUAUAG
This is a messenger RNA of Peniophora sp. CBMAI 1063, 831 nucleotides long. Lineage: Eukaryota; Fungi; Basidiomycota; Agaricomycetes; Russulales; Peniophoraceae. The record is from the annotation of a GenBank genome assembly.